CCCAGAUACGCCUGGUGUUUUCUUAACAGCAAAGCAAAGAAUAAUCAGAAGAAACUUAACGGACGAACAAACGCCGAAUCUCCUCCGUCAAUAAAACGAAGCCCCCCCCUCCCCUGCGGCUUCUCAGCCACUCUGUCCGAAACCCAGCGAACCAGGGAGGGAGAUAAAGAGUGAGUCGCCGGCAGAGACAUGGCGGAAGCCGAAGGAGCCGCUAACGGCGGGAACGCGCACGAUCUGAAAUCGCUCCUCUCCGCCGAGGGGAGGGACUUCCUCGUCCGCAACAACGGCGAUCAGGUGAAGAUCAGCAAUUUAGAUGGUAAAGUCACUGGUCUUUACUUCUCAGCCUCAUGGUGUGGCCCCUGCCACCGGUUCACUCCGAAGCUGGUCGAAGCCUACAAUGAGAUAUCAUCGAGGGUCGGCGAUUUUGAGGUCAUCUUCAUAUCGGGCGAUGAGGAUGAAGAGUCAUUUAACAACUACUUCUCUGAGAUGCCAUGGCUCGCCAUUCCUUUCUCAGACUCUGAGACCCGAGACCGCCUCAACGAGCUGUUUGAUGUUAGCGGAAUACCCCACCUUGUGGUCCUUGACAAGAGUGGCAAGGUUCUCACCGAUGAGGCUGUGCGGGCGGUGAGAGACUAUGGCUCCGAGGGGUACCCGUUCACGCCUGAGAGGAUUGCGAAGAUGAAAGAGGAGGAGGAGGCUGCGAAGAAGAACCAAACUCUUCGAAGCGUGCUGGUUUCCUCCUCUCGUGACUUUGUGAUAUCAAACAGUGGAAAUAAGGUACCUGUGGCAGAACUUGAAGGAAAGAUUGUGGGUCUGUACUUCGCGCUGAGUUCUUUUGCGCCAUGCAUUGAGUUUACCCGAGUGCUCUCAGAUAUGUAUGGCAAGCUGAAGGAAAAGGGGGAGAGUUUUGAGGUUGUGCUGGUAUCCUUAGAUGAUGAAGAUUCAUCUUUCGAGCAAAGCUUCGCCAGCAUGCCAUGGCUUGCAAUCCCCAUCAACGACAAGAGUUCCGAAAAGCUCGCCCGCUACUUUGAGCUCGAGACCAUCCCAACACUUGUUGUGAUUGGCUCGGAUGGGAAGACUCUGAAUGCCAAUGCUGCCGAACUUGUGGAGGACUAUGGGGUUGAGGCAUACCCAUUCUCUCCAGAGAAGUUGCAGGAGCUCGCAGAGAAGGAGAAGGCGAAGAUGGAAGCACAGACGCUGGAGUCGCUUCUUGUUUCUGGGGAGCGGGAUUAUGUCAUUGGAAAGGGCAAUGUGAAGGUUCCCAUAUCUGAACUUGUUGGGAAGAAUAUCCUUCUCUACUUCUCAGCGCACUGGUGCCCUCCGUGUCGUGCAUUUCUGCCCAAGCUAAUCGAUGCAUACCACAAGAUCAAGGAGAAGGACAGUGCCUUCGAAGUGAUCUUUGUCUCAAGUGAUCAGGACCAGAGCUCCUUUGAUGACUUCUUUUCUAGCAUGCCAUGGUUAGCCCUUCCCUUUGGAGACGAGAGGAAGAAGUCUUUGAGCCGCACGUUUAAGAUCUAUGGCAUCCCAUCCCUUGUUGCCAUCGGCCCAACUGGAAAAACAAUCACCAAGGAAGCAAGAGAGCUCGUGAUGGUCCAUGGAGCUGAUGCUUACCCCUUCACCGAGGAGCGAUUGAAGCAGCUUGAGACAGAGAGUGAGGAAAUGGCAAAGGGAUGGCCGGAGAAAGUGAAGCAUGAGCUCCAUGAGGAGCACGAGCUUGUGAAGACCCGCCGUUUGGGGUAUAUCUGUGACCGGUGCAAGGAGGAAGGCAAAGGGUGGUCUUUCUUUUGCGAGGAGUGUGACUUUGAUAUGCACCCCAAGUGUGCAUUGGAGGAGGAGGAGGAUAAAAAGAUGAAUGAUAUCGAUGAGGGUGGUUUACUUGGUGAGGACCCUCAAGACAGCCAAGGGGAGGGUGGCAAGGAGGGGUAUGUGUGCGAGGGGGGUGUCUGCUAUAAAGCUUGAGGUCUUCUAUCACUGGUUUUCAGACAAUUAUAUGUUACCUUAAGUCCUAAACUGCUUCUGAUAACUCAUGAUGCUUGUUUAGAAUUUUAAAUUCCUGUCUUGUAAUCUGAAAUGGAAAUGAAUAGGCUUGUCCUCUGAUUACAAAUCUUAUGAUAGAAUUCAUAGAACUUCAAUGGUUCCUGCUCUUUCACAGUUUU
This is a messenger RNA of Phoenix dactylifera (date palm), 2156 nucleotides long. RefSeq names its product putative nucleoredoxin 1. Lineage: Eukaryota; Viridiplantae; Streptophyta; Magnoliopsida; Arecales; Arecaceae. The record is from RefSeq and is a predicted model, not a curated record. Gene Ontology annotation, molecular function: thioredoxin-disulfide reductase (NADPH) activity.